This is a messenger RNA of Pygocentrus nattereri (red-bellied piranha), 1595 nucleotides long. RefSeq lists its product as uncharacterized. The transcript is spliced from 5 exons. NCBI's taxonomy places the organism in Eukaryota, Metazoa, Chordata, Actinopteri, Characiformes, Serrasalmidae. The record is from RefSeq and is a predicted model, not a curated record. Bases 474 to 1217 code for a protein of 247 amino acids.
CACAGCACUGUGUAUAACUUUGCUCAUCUGAUUUAGCCAGUUUGGCAAUUAGUUCAUUCAACUCAAUGAGUGAUGAGCCAGAUGUGUUACAGUAGGGAGAACUCAAGCACUCCAGGACUGCCAAUGUGCGCUCCGAGGCCUGAUCUGAGUGAAAGAUCAGGUAAGAGACAGCGUGUCUGUUUUCAAUCUUGUUCUUAAACCUACAACCCACAGUCAAAGAAAUGAGAGAGUGGAAAAAUGAGGUUGAUCACACGUCUAAAUCAAAGACCACCGUCUUAAGAAGUGACCAGUCAGGAAGCAUGUGAUCAGUUUGCACGUCUCUCAUUGGUGGGCUGUCUGAACACGUCUAACCGCUAUGCUGAGACGGAAUCGACAACAGAAAGGUUCCAUUGACGUGGACCAAUCAGAUCUCAGGCACAGACAUCCGCUUCAAAGACUCUCAUCAUUGUCAGCCCCCAGCUUCAGUCUCUGAGAUGGAGAGAUCAAGAGCUGUGCUCAUCACUCUAAUGUGUGUUUUGAUCUCCAGCAUCUCUGGAAUAUUUGUGGAGAUGAGAGUCAAACCAGGAGACGAUGUGACCAUCUACUGCGACUGCACCUGGAAGCGUAGAUUUAAAAUAGUAUGGGUGAUAAAACCCUCAGACGAGCAUCAACCUCCUCUCUUUCAUUUAACUGAGGACUCGACACUUCCACAUUACUCUUAUGUUUGGAACAAGUCCAAGUUGACAUACGAUCUGCUGGUGAAGAACAUCACUGGAUCAGAACUUGGCUUGUACUACUGCGCUCUACAUGAGACCAAGUUUUCUAGAAAUAAGAAUGGAGAUGGUUUAAUAGAGGAUCUUUAUCUUGAUGGGAACAGAACCACUUUCCUCUCUUUCCAGGACACAACGGUUCCUUGUGCCAAUCUCUCCGAAACCCCCUCCACCCCUCCUGUAUCAGACUGUAUUGUCUGCUGGAAGCUGCUGGUCAGUGUGUGUCCUGUGUGUGUUCUCCUCUCCUCAGUGGUCUCCUCCAUCUGUGUGUACUGCAUCUGCACCACCAGAACUAAAGCUGAUCAUGAAGCAGACCAGCAAAGGAAUAUCAGCAUGAGAAAACAUGAUGAGGUUGGAAAUGAUGUUUGCUAUGCUUCAUUGGACGUCCCGAGUGGUCAUAAGAAACGGCUGAAGACGAGGACAGUUGAAAGCUCUGAUUUCUGCACAUAUUCUCAAGUUAAAAUUUGAGAAAAUGUUGAACUUCUGAGGAGUACGCUGGACGAUCAGGAGGUCCAAGAAUGACGGUACCUCAGUCAUGAAGUUUGGAGCUGACUUAGUUUUAAUAAAGUGAGAUGAGCGAGUUGAUUGUUCUGAAUUUGUCUAGAUAAAGUCAGUUCUUGAUGAUCUAUCUACUUAUACUGAAUGUGAUUGAUUUGAUUACAUCCCAAGUUUGUUGGCUUAUUGGCUUCCUCAGGGAUUUCAUCCUUUGUUGUGUUCCUCAUUCUUUUCGUUCAGUUAGUAGCUUUUUAAUGAUUUAAUGUUCUUGAUUUUUAAAAAACUAACCAUCGUAACUUGAGCGAUAGCCAUGUCUUUCCAGAGUAUUACAAAUGUAUUUCAAACAAAGAC